AUGCUUAGAAAAGCUGAAGAAGAGUUGAAGCGGAAGGCCGAGGAAGAGGAGACUGCUAAGGCUCUUCGGGAUUUUGAAGCCACGUUCCAACAAUCUAGUAAACUUGAUCGUGCUUGGGUUAAAGGAGGUGUCGUAAAUCCUAUUAUCGGUAAAAAGCCCGGCCAGGGUAAGAAGAUGUCGAAUUUGGAGUUGUUCAAAGAGGAACUAAAAAGCAUCCAGCAGCAACGCGAACAGCGCCAUCAACUAAGACAACAAAACCGUGCUAAAGGUGUCCCAGACGCUAAAAUGCCGCCCGAACUGCCCCCAUCUGAACUAUCCCUCGAGUAUGAUGAUAUGGACAGGCGGAAUCGAAUGCGGGAAUUUGGAUAUCCUUAUGACGAGGAUGCAGACAAGUCCACAACAAAUCUCUUCUUAGGGAAUUUGUGUCCACAGAUGACAGAGCAACAAUUGUGUGAGAUUUUCGGACGAUAUGGCCCUUUGGCCAGCGUAAAGAUUAUGUGGCCGCGCACCGAAGAGCAGCGUGCUGUGGCCAGGAAUUGUGGAUUUGUUGCCUUCAUGAAUCGUGUUGAUGCUGAACGCGCCCUGGAAAAUCUCAGAGGCAAAGAACUACUGGGAUACGAGAUGAAGUUGGGUUGGGGCAAGACGGUACCGAUCCCUGUGUAUCCCGUCUACAUUCCUCCCCCUCUGCUCGAACUCAUCAAGCCCCCGUCACAGUCGGGUUUGCCCUUCAACGCUCAGCCGCGUGAGUGGCUCAAAUCCCUGCGUUCAUCGAUCAAGGAGCGAGCCAAACUCGUCACCGAUGCGAUCGGCAAUGGUGACUCUCCUGCUCCCACCAUUCCCCCUGCUCCAGAUCGAUUCCCCUACAACAUUCACACGAUGGGAAAAGAAAAUUUUGCCGAGGUGUUGCAGGAAGCGGUCGUGAAAGUUGUUAUACCCACGGAUAGAACUAUGCUAGCCACUAUUCAUCGGCUGAUUGAGUUCGUUGUGCGCGAAGGACCCCAAUUUGAGGCAGCUAUUAUGCACAGGGAAGAAAAAAAUCCGCAAUACAAGUUUCUAUUCGACUACCAGACCCCGGAGCACUUGUACUAUCGAUGGAAACUCUGGUCUAUCCUCCACGGUGAAUCAGUCAAUAAGUGGAGUCUGGAUGAGUUCCGCAUGUACGAGGGUGGUCCGCUGUGGAGACCGCCACCAGUCAACUUCUUCACCAACGGAAUGCCCGAAGACCUGGUCGAAGAGGCCGACUACCCCUUCGCUCCGGGCUACACCGUCGGUCGAAACGACGAUCUCAUCGAUCCGGACACUCGUGAUGAUGCCAUCCGUCGUGGUGGUGGAGAUAGAGGCGGCGGUGGCGGCACGGGCCUGACUGAGGCCCAACGCGGUCGUUUGUCCGUGUGGAUCAACGAUCUUGAACCGUCUCGGGCCCAGGUCGGUGACGUGAUGCACUGGUGUCUGGAACACGCCGACGCCGCCUUUGACGUCGUCGAUCUCAUCGCCAAGUCUCUCAAGAGGCCGCCAACAAGCGAUGACAAGGAGGAGGCCUCGAAACGCCACAGUCACAAGGAGGUCGGUGUUGAUGAUGACAACGACGACGACGACGGAGACGCCUUGACGGUGAAACCAGCCACGUCCAUUCAGGCCGUCGUGGCACGCCUCUACCUCACGUCGGACAUCCUCUACAACUCUGGUGCCAAAGUACCGAAUGCCUCCUACUACCGACGGUGGCAACAAAAGGUGAUGCUGUGUUUCCGUGCGUGGGAGGACUGGGCCAUCUAUCCCAACGACUUUCUCAUUCAACUGCAGAACGUCUUCCUCGGUCUCACGCCCAAUGUAAGCUUCCAGUUGUCUGCUAGCGUAGUAGCUUUUUUCAAAGUCAUUCCGGAAAUCUUGAUCACCUUCUGCUUGAACUGCAAUCGUAUUCCCAAACCAAAGAUUAUCGAUUUUCGAUCAAACAUUCCUCGAUUAUUUCAGGUGAACACGAAGACGUCAGGCGACGAAGAUGACGCUGUUGGCGUGCCCCUGGAAUCCGAGACCACGACAAAACCCACCGGCAUGACCGCAGUGACCUCGAACGUGGAGUCGCUAGACGGUGCUCCACUCGUUCAAUACGACGGUGACCCUCUGGAUGUCGAUGGCAGCCCAUUGGCUAGCGGUGGUGGCGACGCAGACGACGACGACGACUUCGAGGGCGUACCCCUUGAUACCGGAAAAACGCCACCUCUGGAGUCCACAAAGCCCUCUGCUCCAGCCCCUCUGUUUGUACCCAGCAAGUGGGAGUCCAUAGAUCCUAGCAAAGCCGCCGAAGAGGCAGUCACGUCGAAUCGAUGGGACCUUUUCGCCGACGAUGACGGACGUUCUCAGCCAAAGGAGACUCCCGGAUCCUCAUCCACCGCACAGAAUGAUCCUACUGAAAACGACGAGGACGUCGACGGAAAGCCCCUGGACGGUUUCGGCGCAGCGGGAUUGGGUCUUGUUGCCUACGAUGACGACGACGCCCUCUCGCCUCCAUCUCCACCCCCCAACACCGCUGCGAACGAGCCCAUGUCCGAUUCCCGACGCCAGGCUCUGCGUGAAAUCGAGGUAAAGGUGGUCAAAUACCAGGACGAACUGGAAGCCUGUCGAAAGAAGGGUGAAUCAGCUGUUUCCGACGAAGCGAUUGCCAAGCAAGUCGAGCGUUUCCGUGAGCGUCUGCUGGAACGUCUGGGAGAGUCCAAGGACUCGAGUCCCUCUCCCACUCACAAGAUCUCCAAGUCCGCAUCGGGCAGCAAGUCAUCCAAGUCGAAACCCUCGUCUUCCUCUUCCGCCUCCAAUACCACGAGGCGUCACCAUGGCAGCAGCAGCAAGCGCCACGGCGGACAUUCGCCACCACGAUCGACUCGUUCCUCGCGAAAACGAUCCUCCAACCCCCCGAGUGACUCCGAGUCUUCGGUGCCGUCCACGGAGAAGCGCUUCAGAGACGACGCGCCAGAGCCCCGCGAGGAGGGAGAAGCCUCUGACGAUGAUGCUGGCAGUGUUCCGGGCCAGCUGAAACGCGCCAAGCAUCGCGAAGAUGAGGGUCGUCAUCGCGAUCGAUCGCCACGUCGGUCGCGCCGUUCUCGCUCCCGGACACCAUCUCCCUCACGCAGACGCAGCGCCGGAGGUGCUGGCACGCCCAGUCGUUCCUCGCAGAAACGGAAGUGA
This is a messenger RNA of Mesocestoides corti, 3177 nucleotides long. NCBI's taxonomy places the organism in Eukaryota, Metazoa, Platyhelminthes, Cestoda, Cyclophyllidea, Mesocestoididae. The record is from the annotation of a GenBank genome assembly.